Messenger RNA from Phytophthora nicotianae INRA-310, 1301 nucleotides. RefSeq lists its product as hypothetical. The coding region runs from base 51 to 1124 and encodes 357 amino acids. The transcript is spliced from 2 exons. NCBI's taxonomy places the organism in Eukaryota, Oomycota, Peronosporomycetes, Peronosporales, Peronosporaceae. Gene Ontology annotation, molecular function: RNA binding. The record is from RefSeq and is a predicted model, not a curated record.
AGAUGCCGCUAGGAGUUCCGCCAGUCAAUGCAGUUCUGUAGCUCUUCGCAAUGAGUGGGUUCGAGCGCAUCCUGGCGCGCGUGGGUGGCGAUGCCCUGCGCUCGUACUGCUCUUCGGCUAUCGAGGAUGAACUGCGCAACCUGCAGACGCGCAUGAAGGCGUGUCUGGAGAAUGUAGAGCAGACUAUGAAGGUCCGAGAAGCUAUCGCCAAACUAGACGUGCCAAUGAGCCGCGAGAACACUGCCGCAUGCGCCGACAUCCAGCGUAAGUAUACGACAUUCAGCGCUGAUCUCAAGGCGUUCGUCGAGGAGCAGCGUAAACUGCAGGCUGAAGCUCCUGAGGCCAGUCCCGAUGACCAGCAGAAGCAGAGCGAACAGCAGAGUCGCGAGCGCGUCACCAAAUUGCUUGGCAAGAUCCAGCACCGCAUUACACGCAAGCGCAACGACGCGUGGAUCGAUAAGAACUUCGCAGAUGUGGAGACUAUUGCAAGUAUCAUUGGUGACGACGACUUUGCGGGUCCCGACAAGGCUCUGCGCAACGAGCUUGUGCUGGUGCUGGACCACUUGAUCUCCGCUGUACUGCUGAGCCCACUGACGAACCAGACGACACUAGAGAAAAUGGAUAAGGUGCUCAAGAAACUGGCGGAUGUGCACGAUGAUAUCGACGAGUAUAUCAAAUCGUCGAGUGAACUGCUGACUAAGAAGCGGCAAGCUUAUGCUCCACGGACCAGGGCGACUGAGUCGAAUAAUAUUGUUGAUGCGGCGGAGGAGCCGAGAAUGAAGAAACAGCGAGUGGAAUCUGCACCCCAGUCGGACUUUUUGGUCAAAGUGGAGCGCACUGCCGCUGCUGUUGCAGCCGUUGAAGCUGGGGGCAAUGACGCGACGUAUGAAGUGUUUGUGUCGGAUCUGCCGUGGGGAACCACCAAGGAGGCAGACGUGGCGUCGUACUUUGGUAUCGCUGGCGCAGUCGUGUCGGUGCAGAUGCCCACGAUGGCUGAUGGUAGCACUGUAGGAGUGGCAAUUGUGCGUUUUGCCGCGUUGGAAGGCAUGACGCUCGCGCUGCGGAUGGACGGAUAUCCAUUUAACGGCAAAAACAUCCGCGUGGUCGUCCACAAAUCAAAAUGAGGUCGACACAUUCGUGCACCAUGUGCAGCCAGCAGUACGUAUCAUAGAUCUUAGAAGCACCACGGGCAUAAGUAAAAACAACAAAACGGAGUCGAUAGCGUGAAGGAAAAGUGAACUUUGGUCUAAAGCUCCCAAAAUUUGGGGCAUCUUGAUAUAGUUCUUUUUAUGCAGGAGAUA